CUGGUGGCACCGCUCGGGGAAGGCGCUCCUCCUCGGGGCUGCCCUUUUCCUCCCUGCUGCAGCCGCCGGUGCGGCUCUAGCUGCCACUGGAUUAAAAAUAGCAUCUCUCCUGCUGCUGCUGGUGCUCCUCCUCCUCCUCCUCCCCCGCGGGCUCGGCCGGCAGCCUUCCCUUCCUAGCGACGUCUGCUGCUGCUGCCCUGUCCGGCCGGCGGCGGCGGCGGCGAGGAGCAUGGAGCGGGCCGCGCUCUUCGGGGACGGCCGGGAGCCGCAGAUGGCUGCGGGGGACCUGGGCGAGCUCUUGGUCCCCUACAUGCCCACUAUCCGGGUGCCCAAGACCGGCGACCGCGUCUACAAGACCGAGUGUGCCUUCUCCUACGACUCCCCAGAUUCUGAAGGAGGCCUCUAUGUGUGCAUGAACACUUUCCUGGGAUUUGGAAGGGAACACGUGGAAAGGCAUUACCGGAAGACGGGACAAUGCGUGUACAUGCAUUUGAAACGGCACAUGAAGGAGAAGGUAACAGGGGCAUCUGGUGGAGCUUUACCAAAAAGGAGAAACACCAAGCUAUUUUUAGAUCUAGAGUCCAAUGGUGAUUUAAGCAAUGAUGAUUAUGAAUAUGAGGAUGAAGCCAAACUUGUCAUAUUUCCAGAUCACUAUGAAAUCCCUUUGCCCAACAUAGAGGAGUUACCAGCAUUGGUUACAAUAGCUUGCGAUGCAGUCCUCAGUUCAAAAUCUCCUUACAGAAAGCAAGACCCUGACUCAUGGGAAGAGGAGUUGCAAGUCUCCAAAUACGCCAGCACUCUUGUACAGAUGGACAAUGGAGUCAGGAUUCCGCCUAGUGGCUGGAAAUGCUCAAAAUGUGACCUGCGGGAGAAUCUCUGGCUGAACCUUACGGAUGGGUCAGUAUUGUGCGGCAGGUGGUUCUUUGAUGGUAGCGGGGGAAAUGGACAUGCACUAGAACACUACAAGGAGAUGGGUUAUCCCUUAGCAGUGAAGCUUGGAACAAUCACUCCUGAUGGUGCUGAUGUCUAUUCCUUUGAUGAAGAGGAGGCAGUUUUGGACCCACACAUAGCCAAACACUUAGCUCAUUUCGGAAUUGAUAUGCUUCAGAUGCAUGUGACAGAAAACGGCCUAAGAGAUAAUGACAUAAAGCCCAGAGUCUCCGAAUGGGAGGUGAUCCAGGAAUCUGGCAUGAAGCUCAAGCCAAUGUAUGGUCCGGGAUACACUGGCAUGAAAAAUGUGAGCAACAGCUGCUAUGUCAGUACCGUCAUGCAGGCCAUAUUCAGCAUCCCCGAAUUUCAGAGAGCAUAUGUAGGGAACCUUCAAAGGAUAUUUGACUACUCCCCUCUGGAUCCAACACAAGAUUUCAACACACAGAUGGCUAAAUUGGGACAUGGCCUCCUUUCAGGCCAAUACUCUAGACCGCCAACGAAAUCUGAGCUCAUUGAACAGGUGAUGAAAGACGAACACAAGCCUCAGCACAAUGGUAUUUCUCCUCGAAUGUUCAAAGCUUUCGUAAGCAAAGGUCACCCUGAAUUCUCUUCCAACCGGCAGCAAGAUGCACAGGAAUUUUUCUUGCACCUUAUCAAUCUAAUAGAGAGGAACCGUAUCGGCUCAGAAAACCCCAGCGAUGUGUUCCGGUUCUUGGUAGAAGAGCGCAUACAGUGCUGCCAGUCCAGGAAAGUCCGAUACAUGGAAAGGGUGGACUAUCUCAUGCAGUUGCCUGUGGCAAUGGAGGCGGCGACAAACAAAGAUGAAUUGAUUGCCUACGAACUGAAGAGGAGAGAAGCUGAAAGUGCAAGGAGGCCCCCUCCAGAGCUUGUACGCGCCAAAAUCCCUUUUAGCGCCUGCCUACAGGCCUUUUCGGAACCAGAUAAUGUAGAAGACUUCUGGAGCAGUGCCCUUCAAGCCAAAUCAGCUGGCGUUAAAACUUCUCGCUUUGCUUCGUUUCCUGAGUACCUGGUGGUGCAGAUAAAGAAGUUUACUUUUGGCCUUGACUGGAUACCCAAAAAGCUUGAUGUUUCCAUAGACAUGCCUGACCUUCUGGACAUCAGUCACCUCCGUGCUACUGGCCUGCAAGCAGGCGAGGAGGAACUUCCAGACAUUGCUCCCCCCAUUAUCAUUCCUGAUGACCCCAAAGGUACUGCCUGCUACCGCGAGGAUCUCUACCUCCCCACCAUUCUCCACCACAACUCGCCAGACAUUGAUGAAUCCUCAGUGAUGCAGCUAGCAGAGAUGGGCUUUCCCCUGGAAGCGUGUCGGAAGGCCGUCUACUACACAGGCAACAUGGGUGCUGAGGUGGCUUUCAACUGGAUCAUUGCUCACAUGGAAGAGCCAGAUUUUGCAGAGCCCUUGGCCAUCCCUGGCUAUGGAGGAGCUGCUUUUCCUGGAGCAGGUGGCCCAGGGGCUGCUGGACUGGAUAACCAGCCUCCCGAAGAGAUGGUUGCCAUCAUUGCUUCUAUGGGCUUCCAGCGGAAUGUGGCUAUCCAGGCAUUACGGGCCACAAAUAAUAAUUUGGAGCAUGCGUUAGAAUGGAUCUUUAGUCACCCAGAGCUGGAGGAAGAAAACAAAACAGCUUCUGAUGCCAUGGACAUGCAGAACCAUGUGAAUGCCAACAUCCUUGCAGAAUCUGAUCCAGAGGGACCCAGGAUCAAAGAUGGAUCUGGACGAUAUGAGCUCUUUGGGUUCAUCAGCCACAUGGGAACAUCAACAAUGAGCGGUCAUUAUGUUUGCCAUCUCAAAAAGGAGGGAAGGUGGGUGAUUUACAACGACCUUAAAGUCUGUGCCUCUGAGCGACCACCCAGAGAGCUGGGGUAUAUUUACUUUUAUCGCAGGAUACCAACUUAGGCCUCAGUUUAUGUCUCUUGGCCUUAAGAAGCCAUAAGCCUUUUUAUUCUGCCAAAAUAAGAGAAAAAAGUUUUGAACAAGCAAAGCCUUUGGACUGUCAAAAAAAGCAAAAAGCAAAACAUUUGGGUACUAUUUAUAGCUUAAAUCAGGAUCUGUCAUUUGAUGCCGCCUUAAACUUUAGCGGAUAAUUUUCUGUUAGGUCAUGGUGCGCUACUGUAGGAUUUUUAAAUUUGUAUACCUUUUUUGCGGAGACCUUAAGACUGUUCUGAUCACUAGUGGCGUUCGCAACAAGCAUCCAGCGAACAUGAGGCUGUUCCCGAAUUCUGAAAUUCUCACUUCCUACCUUGCAACACAAUUUUGACCUUCAAAGACUCUUAUGGAAUUGAUGAUAGUAGCGAACUACUGCUUUUGACUCGAGAGUUCACCAGUGUCCCAGUCAGAAGUGAUUCAGUGUUCAGUGAAGGAUCUGUUUGCUGGCAUGAAAGGUUACUUAGCUUUGUUGUGUCUCUCUGUAUUAAACAAAAAACAAAAAAAACUGAAUAGAUCUACAUAUCGCAGAAUGUAACUGCUCAGAAUAGUUUGCCAAUUUCAGAAUCAAGGUUAAUUGGUGAUGCUAUGGGAGCUCAUGGUGCUGCCAAAUAGAAAAUCUGAAUGUUUGCUAAAAUAACAAUAAUAAUCAGUGCUUUACUUGGUUUAAACACAUAUCUUGAAUGUCUAUGUGCUGACCAAGCAAUUGCCGAUAAUGUGAGGGCUCCCUUCAUAAGUAAGGGCUCGUUUCAUUCAUUUCAAUGGAUCAGUGUGGGCAUUUGUAUGUGUCUGUGGAUCUGCUCCUCAAAUUGAGAGAAAUGCUCCCAUGCCCAAGAGUUCUGAGUGUGCAUUGGAACUAGUGUGGAGCUGUGGAUCGGAAACCUAGGGAUCCCUCCCACCUCCUUUUAGCCAUAGCUUGCAGAUAAGGGUUGGAGUACCCUGCACAUAUGAUGCUGAAAUGGUUUCCCUCCCUGGCAAACAUUCCCCUUCUGUUUUGUGAUAUAGGCGAGUCCUCACAGCAUGACUAGUACUUCUUGUGCCUUCUCCCCCUGCCUCUGCAGUCACAAAAACAUGGAACCCCUAAAGCUAGAAGACUCGCAACCUGAUGGGAGAAUUGUGUGAUGAGAGCAUGCUUUUGUUUGGGGUCAGGUGUCUAUCCCUCGCCACAGAAAGAGCCAUUUUUGACAGCACCCCCAUAAUGGCCAUAACCCAUCCCCUGGACCAGUCACACCUGGUUUCCCCCAUCCCUUUUAGUUUUACACUACUCAAGACUAUGUGGCUUAUGUUUCCCAGAAAGGAUUUUAUAAAGGAGACAGUGUCCCUUUAAAGAGAAGCUAGAAAAUUUAAUCUUCCCUAAGACACUCCAGACGAAAUUGAUUCUCUUGCACACAGGCGCACAAACGUGCUUUCUAGCAAAGGUUGUUGGCUUAAUUUAUUUUCUGAGUGGUGGAAAUUUGUCAGACUGCUGAUGAACUGGGUUUUUGUUUUGUUUUACUUGUUUUAAAAAUAGUUCUGUUCACUUCUCAGCAACUUGCAAAGGAGCAAUCAUCCUAUGUUCCCAGGCCACGUUUUCUAAAAGCCCCUUCCUUCCUGCCUUCCUUCCUGCCUUCCUUCCUUCAGCUCCCUGAACUUUUCCAGUGACUUCAUAAGGGUUUUAAUUUUAGUUUCAAUUGAUUCUGUAAAUUCAUGGACCUGAAACCCACCCACUACCCAAAAUUUUGGUUUUAGGGGAUUUGCAGUGGCAGAUAGCGACACUUGAUGAUGCAAGUUAAGCAACUCAGUUGCUAUAAUGGAAAUAAACAGAUGAACCUGUAUCAAACAUAGAUGUUCUUUGAUGAUAUGACAAGCUUUAUUUUGGGGGUAGGGUGCGGGGGGAUGCUACCACUUAAGACCUUAUGUCUUGGGUCAAGUUACUGAAAUCACCCAGCAAGCUAGGCAGAGAGAUGCAUGCCAGUCCAGCCAUUUUGUCAGUGGUGAAUCCAGAGAGCCUGAAUUUCCUAGGGCUUAUUUCUCGGUCCUUUCCCCCAACCCCCUGCUGCUCUCAGCACAGCUUCCAGGCAUGCUAGAAUGCUGUACUGUCUCGGUCUCUAGUCCGAUGCUAUCUUGUCGUCAUGGGCAGCCUAUGAAACUUGCCAGUUGACCUUUCUCUUGCUGAUGCCUGAGGUGUGCAUGGUUGUGAGGUUCAUUAGAAAAUGGCUCUCUUACAAGCCUACGUUGGCGGGCUCUCUGAGAACUGGAUUUCAAGCAAAGUGGCAGGACGGGUCACCCCAUUUUGAUGCCUUGUGUUUUUAUUUCAUUUGAUUUAAAUAAGGUACAGGAGUACCUGAGAAAAUGCAGCAAAGUGGCCUUGCUUUUACCUUCUAACCUAAAGGGCUAGUUAGAAACAGGUGAGGUUUGCUUAGCCUGCCUCCUCCAUUUAAGAGUAAACAGUGAGAACUCUGCAGUGUCUCUUCCUGAACUUGGGAACCUGUCAAGUUUCCCAGCAACCACCUCCACCGCUUCCUGUCAAACAACUUGCCUGUACAUGGACUCUGCUGUAAAAUGGGAAUGUUUGCAUGCAUGUACGAGAGCAAUUAAUGUUAUAAAGGCAAAUUCAAUUAAAGCAAACGGAAAGGGGUAAAAUCAGAUAGGUUGGAAACUAGGGCAGUGGUGUUUAAAAAGCUAGCUGGCUCUUAUCUAUCAAGUGUGGGCUCACUGCUUGGACUUCUGAGAUCCUUUUAGUGCAGACAGAGCAUCACACAACACUUGCACACGUGUGCAGCCUUGCCAAACAGCUUGAGAGCCUGCAGCAAUAAAGAAGGCAGGGCAGGGGGCGGGGGAAUGGAGCACUGAAUGAUCCUUGAAGGCUUUUUCAGAUGCCUUUUCUCCCCAAGCCCCCCAUCUCUCCUUCACACAGUCCUUUUGUAAUAGCCCCCCCGUUCUGAAUAAUGAGCGUAAUUGAAUGUGCAAUGGCUCAUAUAUCACCGUGGAGCCCGAAAUCUCUGAAUUCUAGUUACAGUCAAACCUUGUGUACCACUCAUCAGGGAUGUCUUUUGUAACCCCCUUUGGAACGAAAUAAGUUGUGCUUGUGUACAAUUCCCCACUUAUUUCAAUAGAGCUUGCUGAGAGGGAGGUCUUCACAGCUCCUUCCAUGAUCUAGGCCAAGGAUGGGGCGCAAAAGGCCCAUGGGCUGGAUCAGGUGCUGUUUGGCUUGCUGCUCUAUAAUAAUUACAGUGGAACAAAUUAACAUCAAAUGCAUGUCUUUUGAAGAUGGAGGGAAAACUUCCCUUUAAAACCCCUCCUCCUUUCCUACCCCACUGGCACUGUAAGGGCUGUGGCUUUAUCGUGGCAACCACUUUCCAGGAGUUGGGGCUAAUAUCAGUAUGCAGACAUCUGGCAUGAGAGCCUAGGACUUCCAGAUCACUUUGUACAUUCUUGAAUGUUUUCUCCCCCUUGGGAAAUGUGGAGAAUUUGCUGCAUGUGUUUGGGGUGGGGUGAGGUGGAUCUAUUUUGGAUUUGCGACUGUUGCUCGUUAUGUAAGAUUUGAUGUUCCACUCCCCAAAAUGGGGUCCCUUGUAGUCCACUCUUUAUGGACUGUAGUCCUCUCCGCUGUGUACAGCUGGUAAUGGCUGCUUUUCCAUUACCUCUGGGUGCCUCUGGGUACCAGUUGCGGGGGAGUAACAGCAGGAGAGAGGGCAUGCCCUCAACUCCUGCCUGUGGCUUCCAGCAGCAUCUGGUGGGCCACUGUGCAAAACGGGAUGCUGGACUAGAUGGGCCUUGGGCCUGAUCCAGCAGGGCUGUUCUUAUGUUCUGUUGCCCAUUAUGACUGCUGAGGCAUCAUAACAUAUUGAAAUAAUAUGGAAGUGGAUCUUAAGAAAUCCAUGGAUUGGCAAAUACUGUCUUCUAUUUGUUUGACGGUUUCAGAUCCCUGAUUGGAUGCUUGUGCUUUGAAAAAGGGGGAGAACUUUGGCUUCUGGGUGUCCAAACAAAUGGUUACGUCAAGCAAAUGCUAUAUAUUAUCUGAUACUGAGUCUGGGCCUAAUGUAUGCUUUGCUGACCCGGCAUUGCUUCAAAAUUCUCCCUUUCUACUUAGAAUCUUCACUGGAAUAAUUCUACACAAGUAUAAAAGUUUAGAGUAUGUGGUCAGACAUUAUAUUGAAAUAAAAAGUUUGAUCCUAAUCUCAUCAUAUCUGUUAACAAAGUCCUUUUUGAAGUCAGCACUUCCAAAACCAGGGCAUGAAAAACACUGAUGUUGCCCCGUUCCAGUCCCAUUGAAAUGAAUGGAGUGCUCCAGUUCAUUUCCGUGGAGCUUGUGUAGAAGUUUGUCCCACUGGAUGAUGCCCAAAGACUGAGGUACACUGGAAAAAGGAUCCUUUUUCAUUCCGGUCUUUCAUUAUGUUUGACAAUGGUUUAUUUUCAAAAUACAGAUUUGGCUAUAGUUUUUAAUUUUGUUACAAAAUGAAAUGAUUUUGCCUGAGAAUUGUGUUGACUUUAUCUGAAACAUGCACAUUGAGUAAGAAACCUUAAGUUUUUCCUUUUGAUUUUCACUAACCGUGGGAAGGAAACCAGGGGCUUUUCCAGAUGACCGUUUAUUCUAACAUGAACUUAACAUUUCUAUGAAAGAUUUCCCAUGUGAUCCAGAUGAUGUCAAGGGAUGUAGCACUAUUUUUUGGCAUCAUCUGCUGGACAUUUGCUGACAAUCCAUGAAAGAAGAACUGAAAACCCAUCCUUCUUCAAUACUAGUAUUGCAUUUUGAGUUCUCCUUUCACAGAUUGUCAGGAAUUAGCCAGCAGAUGGUGCUAAAAAUAGUGUGACGUCGCUUGAUGUCUGGAUCUCGUGGAAAAUUUCUCAUUUGUGUUCAUGUUGGAAUAAAUCGCUGUUUGGAAAAGCUACAGGUUUCCACCCUAAGGACUGCUGCCUAGUCAGUGUUCAAAAUGUGGAUAGCACCUGAGGUAAAGCUUUAUUGGAUGGAGCUGGUUUCUUCCUCCCAGUUUGUUUAUGUUCAUUGUAUGAAGUCUAAUGAAGUUACUCUUGUUUGCCAACAGUAUGACGAUAAUCAGUGAUACAUUUAAUCCUAUUUACCCUGAUGAUUUAUUCCAUUGUAAUGUUUGGCAUGCAUGUGCCAAUUGUUUGAAAUAUAGGGACAUAGGAAGCUGCCUUAUACAGAGUCAGACCAUGGUCCAUCUAGUUCAGUAUUGCCUACACAGACUGGCAGCAGUUUCUCCCAUGUUGCAGGUAGGAGUCUUUCUCGACACUAUCUUGGAGAUGCAGGGAGGGAACUUGGAACCUUCUGCAUGUAGGUUCUGUUCCAGAGUGGCCCCAUCCCCUAAAGGGACUCUGUUACAGCGCUUACACAUGUAGUCUCCCAUUCAAAUGGAAACCAGGGUUGACCCUGCUUACCAAAGGUGACAAUUCAUGCUUGCUACCACAGUAGAUGCUCCAAUGAGGAUCUUUUCUGGAGGGCAAGCCUAUGAAUGGAAUGCUACCUUCUUGUGUUGUGUUUGGGUCUGUCUCCAGAGAACUUCCAUGGAUAACUUCCUUUAGAGUAAUUUUUCAACACUGAAUGCACUGACAAGAUAACCUUAGAAAUGUGUGAUGUGCAGAGUAAAACCUGGGCUAGUUCAGAUGCUUUAAAACGCCCCAUGCAGGGUGGACCCAUGGAGGAAGAAACAUCCGGCCUAACAGGACUGCCAUGACAUACAUCACUUACUGCGAGCAACAAAUGAGUGUGUAGCUUGAAAGUGUGCUGCUUCACUGAUGCCAGUUCCCACAGGAGGGCAGCACUUUUACUGAUGGAUGCAGAGGAUUUUAAAGCAUCCCAAUGGAGCUCUUAUGUUGUGGGCUUGUAAGGCGAACAUGUUGAGUACCCACUCCAGUAUUUCAAAAGGCAUCCUCAGCUUAUACUCUUUCUUUUCUAUCCUUGCCGUUGUUUUUUUAGUGUUUUUCUGUAAAGUUUGAGUUCUGAGGCAUUAAAUGACUAUGCAAAAUCAUGGUGGAACUGGAUGUGCCUUUAAAAUUUCAUCUCUCUCACCCACACCUCUUUUUCCUGCUCCUCAAAUUGGAUUGGAUCGUCGUCCUGUCCUGUCGCUUGAGGUUGACUACUGUAUCUUGGAAGUGCUUGCCAUGUGAAUGAGUUUUGCACCAUUCAGAAUUGUUUGCUUGAAACACACUAUUCAUGUUUUGGAGAAGAUUUGCCUGCCAUGAGAAGGGAUAUGAAUGAGAUAUUGGUUGCAAGUGUUUUAAAUUAAAAAGAACCAAACAAACUUUCA
This is a messenger RNA of Hemicordylus capensis (graceful crag lizard), 9120 nucleotides long. It is a transcript of the gene USP13, whose product is annotated as ubiquitin specific peptidase 13. Gene Ontology annotation, molecular function: protein binding; zinc ion binding; cysteine-type deubiquitinase activity. Bases 230 to 2845 code for a protein of 871 amino acids. NCBI's taxonomy places the organism in Eukaryota, Metazoa, Chordata, Lepidosauria, Squamata, Cordylidae. The record is from RefSeq and is a predicted model, not a curated record. Gene Ontology annotation, biological process: protein deubiquitination. The transcript is spliced from 20 exons.